GCACAACUGCCUAUAAGUACGGAACCGAGGGCGUGACUGACUAUAAUUUCGCUCUCCGUGACAAGCAUAUAAGAAAUAAGGCACGCGAAUUUCUUAUUGAGCAAGGCAAAUCUCAAGCAUUAGACCGUUUGAUAAAUUCUCGGAAACGGCAACAUG
Dentiscutata heterogama is the source of this 156-nucleotide messenger RNA. The record is from the annotation of a GenBank genome assembly. NCBI's taxonomy places the organism in Eukaryota, Fungi, Glomeromycota, Glomeromycetes, Diversisporales, Gigasporaceae.